This is a messenger RNA of Alternaria atra, 1956 nucleotides long. RefSeq lists its product as uncharacterized. Gene Ontology annotation, biological process: nucleotide-excision repair; transcription by RNA polymerase I; transcription by RNA polymerase II. The transcript is spliced from 2 exons. The record is from RefSeq and is a predicted model, not a curated record. NCBI's taxonomy places the organism in Eukaryota, Fungi, Ascomycota, Dothideomycetes, Pleosporales, Pleosporaceae. The coding region runs from base 1 to 1956 and encodes 651 amino acids. Gene Ontology annotation, cellular component: transcription factor TFIIH holo complex; transcription factor TFIIH core complex.
AUGGCCGACGCUGCUGCUCAGUACAAGAAGCAGGAUGGCAGAGUCUCUGUUUCCGCCGAUGGCAAGACCGUCUCCUGGAAGCCGGCCGGUGGUGCCCUUCCUCCGCUGUCCAUAGCCAUAGCAGACAUCGGAAAUCUCCAGCAAACACCUGCGACCUCUGCGAAAGCCUCCAUCAAGAUUGUUGUACCGGAGCCAGCUCCACAAGCCGGAAACCAUACCCUCACCUUUACCUCCGCUACCGCUCGCGACGACCAGCAGAACAUAACCGGUCUACUGCGCAAAUGGAUCGAGGCUUCCAAACAACAGGCUGCCCCCUCUCCGGCUCCACCUGCUGGUGGCGGCGAGGGAGGCGACAGCGGCGCAUCAGCUGCCAUGGCCAUGGCUCAGACGGUGACAGCUGGCGGCAAAGGCAACGACGAAGCCUACGAUGAUGCGAAACUGCUCGCUGAUACAGCGCUUCAGAUGUCGCUGCUCAAUUCCAGCCCGGCACUUCGUCAACGCUUCGACCGAGCGCUCGCAGAGAAACCUGAUUCCGUGUCCGUCUUACAGUUCUCUAUGCAAUUCUGGUCCACACGUGUGCACAUGUUGAGAUCACAUGCAACGGAAAGAUCGCAGGCUACAGGAACCUAUAACGUGCUUUCCGUGAUCAAGUCCAAGUCGGUCAACGGCACGCUCAUGCUAAGCUUGACCAAAGAGCAAAUUGAGCUCUUGUUCAGACAGCAUCCGGUCGUGCAAAAGGCCUACAACGAGAACGUACCCCAGCUGAGCGAGGGUGACUUUUGGGAGAGGUUCUUCCAUAGUCGCCUCAUGAAAAAGCUCAAGGGCGAGCGCAUCCAAGAAAAGGACGUGCUUGAUCCCAAGCUUGACAAAUAUCUGACUUAUGACGAGACGGCAGACAAUACGGAUCUGCUCGCCGCUUCAAUUCCCAACUUCAUCAACAUCGAGGCAAAUGAGAACAAUCACAGCCAGAAACAAGGUAAUCGACCCGACUUCACCAUGAACCCGACCAAUUACGAGAAAGCGCCCAUCCUCCGAGUCUUGAAUCGCAUGAGCGAGAAAAUGAUGAAAGAAGUGCCACCUUCAGAUUCAAGUCGCCAUGGACCCGUCGGUGUAGAUGAAGAGACAUACAAAGAGCUGCAGUUGCGGGACCUGCAGCGUGCGGAUGAUGACAAUAGGGUCGUUCUCCGGGUACAGGAUCAAAGUCGAUUCUUCUCCGCCGGUCAGAGCGUGCAUACGUCCACUAGUGCUGCGACUUACACAAAACGUACUCCUACACAGGCCCUCUCGACAUUGCACCAGGAUCUUCGCAAGUUUGGCGGCGAUGGUGGCCAGGUCUUGAGCGUUAAUCUUCACUCUACAAUUGACAUCGAUGAUGAGAGUAGUAGUGAUGAUGAGGAGUCUGCUCCAAAGAAGACAAAGGUUGGCAGCAAAUCUGCCCGAAGCGCAGCCUCUUCGCAAAUCAUAGCGGCUGUCAAGAGACGACACCUGCACAACGAUGACUACUCAUCGUCCAAGUCUAUUCCCACAAGCGAGCGAGCAAAGGAGCUCCAUAUCUCCGAAGCUGUUCUAGACAAUCUCACCAUGACCCACAACACAACGGUUGAGUUCCUACAUUACUUCUGGGCUGUAUUCUACUCAGGAGACCCAGACCGCGCCAACGAGAUUGCGCGUCUCAUCGAGACGCUAGACAAGUCACUCGAUCGUAUCAAGGCAGUGGCUGACAUGGCAGAGGCAGACCGUGUAGCCAGGAUUGAGCAUGCCCGGAAAGAAAACGAGUUUGCUAACCAGCGAGAGAGGAAGAAGAGAAAGUUCGAUCCCGAAGCCAUUAGAGGAGGGGCCAAGGCUGUCAACCAGAUUGUGGACCCCUUGAUACGGGCCAUCGACGCCGCGCGGAGUCAAUAUCAAAAAGCUCUCCAAGAACAAGUCGCCCGCAGUGCGGCCAACGCGACUGCUUGA